Porites evermanni is the source of this 7021-nucleotide messenger RNA. The record is from the annotation of a GenBank genome assembly. Lineage: Eukaryota; Metazoa; Cnidaria; Anthozoa; Scleractinia; Poritidae.
AUGGCGACCGAGGAAGUCUCCCUCAACGGUCGCGAGACAAUUCCCAGUAAAUCGCCCUUGCUGAAGAAGGCAGCGAGUCUUGUAUUGUCAAAAGAUGAGCAUGUCAAAAAGAAAAGAAAGAUUAGUUUCAAAGAAGAAUCAAAACCGCCGCUAAUUCUCGAAAGUCAUCUUAGUAAAGUUCGACGUUUGAGCUCCACUGAGGAAAGUUGGAAUAUAACGUCGGAUUCGUCUCCAUCUCGCUCACCAUCGCCGACCAAGACACCCAACAGCCUAAAAACAACGUUAAAAAAGAUUAAGAAAGAAGGUAAACGUGCUUUUUAAUGUGUGUUUAGCUCUGACAAGAUAAAUUCCAAGAAAAUCAACGUCCCAGUUUUGCUGCAGAAUUCCAGCUUUUCAGGUCGUCAGCAAAACUGUUUGCCCUUCCGACCGGCGAUAAAGCUUGGUCGAAAUUGUGUUAAGUUCAGAAUUAUGUGGAUAUUCAAAACUGUAAGUGAAAGCACUCGUUGAACGUUUAUUUAGCCCAUAAACUGCAAAUAUUGAGCGGAGUAAAAACGAUACGAUUGCGAGGUUAUGUAUACCACAACGUUAUUUAAAUCUGGAUUGAAGUCAAUUUUCAUGGUGACCACUCGCUCUUGAAAGUUUCGAUAGUACAUGUAAGUAAUAGGGAUGGCGAGGUUAUGUAUACCAAACGGUUAUUUAAAUCGAUCAAAAACUUCGUAUUUACCGCUCUAGCGAUCAAUAAGUCUUCACGGAUCUACCCUUUUGUUUGUAGCCUAAGGCAUAUAGUAAAAUAAAAUGUCGGUUGCACGUGUUUACUAACGAACACCUCAUCAGUUGUUCUAUCAUGAGUUUUUGCUCAAAAGGUAAAUAAAUGUAGCUGCCUUGACAAUUGAAACGUGUCUCUCAGUUUAGAUUCAUGUAAUUUCAUUGAAGAGAAAAGAAAGCUGUUGUCUUGAUACAGUGGCAGUUUUAUGCUGUUUUGUACAAUCCUGACUUUACUAAACACACACAUUCUGGAAUGAUUUAUUAAUGAAGGGUUUAUUAAAGUCAUUGCAGCUUCAAGGUGCUAUAACUGUCUUACAUGUCAAUGUAAGGAUUACAGGUCGUUUCACCUGCGCGUCAAUUUGGCUACACUGAGGUCAAUUUGCCUACAUGAUCUAUUAAAUUUGUUUCAGCGACACUAAGUUUAUACAAGUAAUAGUAUGGUAUAAAUAGGAGUAAAGCUUACCGAUGACUCUGGCAUGUUUGAAAGAGAUGCCAUAUUUUCUAAGAUUUGCCUCAAACAUGGCAAAAAAACCUUAAACCCUAGUUGCAAAAUAUUAUUAAGUAUUAAAAACUGCAAGAAUUUAAUACUCUGUAUUUAAAGCAUAUUAAAAUACACAAAAUACUGCACACACUACCACGAGUUGCACGUAUCAUUCCCUCAUUCCUUUUUAUCUAGCGCACCCCGCAACUUCAAUGGCCCAUAACUUUUCAAAGUCAGGGGCCAUUGGCCGAGUUGUCCCUUUUGCCUUUCCAAUCCAUGUGGAGCGGCUGAAAGACUUUGUUUGGUGGUAUGCAGGGUUGUGCUCUAGCAGAGCCCAGUGGCCCCUGGCGCCUAACUUUUGCCCUCGGGCGACCAGAAAAUCUCAGAUUUUUCAUACAAAUCAUAUGCUGGGCACCCUAGAUUUUACAGUUUCAGGGCACUGGGCUCCCUUCAAUUUUCCUUAGAGCACAGCCUUGGUAUGGAUUUAGGUGAAUGAACAAAGUUGAUGACGGAAAUCAAGCCCCUAAAUAUUUAAUUAACUAUUAUUAUUGUUAUUGUUGUUGUUGAUGAUGUUAACAUAAUAUAAGUACAUAUAAUAUAUUCAGUUGCUCUAGUGCUUCAAGAAAUUAAAAACACUGAACAGGUGAUUAUUCUUUAGUUUGAAUUUUGAUAAUGUCACAUGAAAACCAGCUAUUGAUUCUAAUCGAUUUUCAAAAUUUGAUCAAUGACUUUUUGCUGUGGUGCAGCUUCUAAGUAAGCACAAACUGCUUACAAUCUACAAAAGAGAAAGCUCUCAAAAGCCGCUUUGUCAAGAUUUUUGAAUGUUUUUCACAUUGACUCCCAGUGAUCUGUGAUCAUUACAGGUGUACAUGUACAUCUAUUGCUGGUAUUGCUGUGUUGUUGAUCAACAACAAAACAAAGUUUGAACUUAAUAACAAUAAAAACAAACACAUUUGUUUCUUCACAGGAAAGUCUGAAUAUGCUCCAUCUGCUCCAGAGAUAAUUUCCCAUAAUGAUUUAAAACUGAAAAUCAAGAGAAACUCAGGUAAAUACAACAUAUUAUGAUAACUACAUUUAAAUAUCAGCACAUGUGACAUGUUUUUUCAGUUACAUGCAUAAGACUGUUGUUCCAGGAAGUUACUCAUUACAGGUUUAACAAAAGACAGAUAUCCCUCAUAACAUGAUAUGCAAUGUAAAUGAAAUAAUGCAGGAGGGUGUAGCUUAUCAGACUGUCAAUGAAAACAGCAUUUAAUCAAGUUUAGGUGUCUGGUUGAAAUUUUGUGAACAUGACAUACCAAGGAAAGUUCAUGUGGUUAUAAGAGUGUAUGCAGUGUACAAUAAAAUUUUUCAGUGACUCAUCUCCAGGAAACCAGACUGAUGAAAAUACGUCCAAAAACAAAGUACCAAAAACUAAAUGUCGCUGAUAAAAUCUUCCUGACAGAUUAGCAUCUACAUGUAAUAAUGAUUUGUUUUAUAGUGGAACUUACUAUUCACAAUAGAGCAAUUUUGCAGUUUCCAGAGUGGGUUCAGUCAAGUUUUUAUGCAGUCUUUGCUGUGAAAAGUGUUAUACAAAACUAUACACGUGUGACCGCAGCAUUCUUUAAUACUUGAGGAAUCCGAGGUCUACUGUAAGGCUUCAUGAUUGGAAAAGCUGUUCAUAGAAGUGAUUUUGCCAUAAACAUCGCAAAGAUGCUUGAUACUCACAGUUUUUUAAACCUUUUCACAACACAAGAGUGCCAUCUCUCAAGACAAGACUCUCAUCAUGCGAGAGAAUGGUAACUUACUUUUGAGCCGUACUGUAUUAAACCAUAUGAUCUCACAUCUCUUAACUGUAGUUGGUCACAAUUUAAUUUUGUAAAAGUUUUAUGUAAGAUGUCACUGUAAGAAAGUGACUGCUGAACUGUGGUGUACACUAACAAGAGAAGGUUGCAGGAACAGUACUGCUGAUUUAUCUAGAAAGGGAAUGGCUGAGUUUAAUCACUGUCAGGGUUGUCACUAAGAUUUCAAGUUGCCAGGUAAAUACAACAAGUAGGCUGGGAAUCAAACGGCUAGGGAUUUCUUUUGGUUCAAUUUUUCUUCCAUUUUCCAAUAAAAGUAGCCGGGGGCCACUCUCUUAGUAGCCGGGGAAAAUCCCCGGCGCCCAGCUCUUAAUGACAACCCUGACUGUACAUUGUUUCUCCUUACCAUAAUUAGUUUUAUUGUUGGAUUGUUUUUAACAGUUGAUACCAACCAUGAGAGCAAUGGUACUAACCUUAAUGGAGGAGCUGAUGUGAAAAAGAAAAAAAAGAAACAUAAAGAUCAUCAUCACCAUCAUCAUAACCAUGAAGAAGAGAAAAAAUUCAAUGACCAGGAUUAUAGUAUAAGACAGAAUCCAAAGGAAAAGACUCGUUUAUCUCACCUUAUUCACAAAGAAGUUGAUUCCAAUGGAGGCGCAUCUGUUCUCCAUGUUUAUUUGGAUGAAAUUGCAGGAUUAAGGGAAGAGAAAAUGCAAAAGUUUGUGAAACUUUUUUUCCGUGAAGUCUUUGCUGAAAAGAGUGAAGGUGUUGCAAAAAAUGUAAUGGGCAUUAUCCACAAUGCUGCAGCUUAUCUUCCAGAACUUGUACAAUACUUUGGAGAGCACCACCCAAAUCUGACUGUCAAAGUUUCGUCUUUGUACAAAAAGUCUGAUCUUGAGACUAUCAAAAUGGCUGAAUUUUUACAGAGAGUUCAGUCUUCUUAUUCACAUGGAACAUACCGAGCUGGGCCUUUAUUGCAGUUUAGCUUAGUCGGGACUGUCCAGGAAGAAAGCGGAGGAUACUUCCCAGAAUUUCUUGACUUGCUUGAACAAUGUUUAUUUUUAAAAGAAACAAUGCCAUGGGGGAGUUUUUCUACACUUCAUUUAACUGAUCGGAAUAAAAGUAAUGAUGGUCCCAUUCUGUGGGUUCGGCCCGGGGAGCAGGUUAUUCCUACAGCUGAGUCCAAAUCACCAUACAAGAAGCGAAGGUACUGUACAUAUAAAAUACUGUAUGUUGUUUUUUUGAGCUGUACAUCAAAAGCAGUCAUGUUUUUCUAAUUCAGAUACAUUACAUGUUGGGGCAGGGGCUGCGGACUUCACCCAGUUUCUAUGAAGGUGACCCCCGGCUACUUAUAAAAAUACUAUAGAACCAAAAGAAAUCACUAGCUGUUUCAUUCUCUGCUUACUAGUUACACAGGGUGCAAAGUAAGUCAUUUUUACUGCUUGCCAUUUGGGCAAGCUAAAGCUAACAUUUACUAGCCCAAAUAUCAUUUCAAUUAGCCCCAAAAACAUUUUGAUGAGCAGAUUGAUUUCACAGUUCCUCUGUAAUUUGAAUUCCUCAAAAAAAUUCACUUGCCUGUCGGGCAAGUUAAUAACAGAAUUUGCUAGCCCGAUAGCAAAAUCCACUAGCCCUGGGCUAUUGGAUGCUACUUUCUUUGCACACUGUUACAUUUACCUGAUAACUUGAAAUCUUAGUGACAGCCCUGUGAUUAUCUUGAUUACCAGCAUGCAAUGAUGUACUAUAAAUUGAUAUUAUUUGCUUCCCAAGAAUUGCUGUAAAUGAACUCCAAAACCUACAGUACCUUCCCAGGGCCUCAGAACCCAGGGAAAUUCUGGCUGAAGACAGAACGCGAUGCCACGCGGAUCAUGUUGGACAUGGUUUCGAUAGACACACAACUGCAGCUGUGGGAAUCUUAAAAGCAGUUCAUGUUGGGGAAAGGUAAGCAGUCAGUAGUCAGUAUUGUAUCAUUAUUUAUAGACUACAUUGAUGUGGUUUUUCUUCACUACCAGUACUGGUACAUUUAUACUGUAUCUCUCACCAGCUAGUUACAUCAGUAGACACCCUGUGAUUGGUCAGUUUAUAGAGCUUUUUCACUUGACAUCAUGGCAACCAUAUUGGUGUUUCAAAACAAUGAAAUGGCGGCCAUUUUGAGGUGCCAAGAACUCAUGUAGGAGUUGAGUUGUUUGAAAGGCACCCAUUCACUUUUUUUCAUGACUUGUUGCCAUUUUCAUUGGCCAAUUCUGUUCAGGGUGACUUGUGAUAAAGUUUUUGACUUGCUGCAAAUUCCGUGGGCCAAUAAGGUAACAGUGAUAAGGCAGGACUGUGCUUCACAGGUUCAGAGCACUGGGCUCUCCUCAAUUUUCCUUAGAGUACAGCCUAUUAAAGGUUUUAGAACUUUUUGCUUUUUGUUUGGAAAGGUUUAGAAGGCCACAGGGACAUCAUAACCUUUGGUUAACGUCUUUUGGCUCUUGGUUGACUGAUUGAUCGAUUGUACAGUGUACUUGUAUGAUUGAGUAGUUGUUGAAGAAAUACCUUCAAACUCAUUCUUUUUAUUAAGAGGUAUUUAUGUUCUGUCAAGCUGAGCUUUAUUCUGUACUUGCAGUCCUUUAAGUAACCGAGUCUGUAAAGAUGUGGUGUGCUUUGAUGCUGAAAACUUUAACUUACUGGUACAGAAGUUACAGCUGGAUCUUCAUGAACCUCCAACUCAACAAGUAAGGCACUUGUAGCAAAACAGUUUUUUUGUGUGCAUCAAGCAAAUGCACUCAAAUUGUGUAGUACAUGUAGUAGACAUGACUAAGUGAAUUACUGUAAACUAUCCAACCUCACAGUUGUACUUAUUGCAUUUACCUGCCAAUUUUAAAUUAAUCUUAGUGAAAGCGCUGGAACAGGUAACUUACUGAUGUAGCCAUGCCGCAAUGAGCUCAGCUGGGAUGAACUUAAACACAUCUAGCUAAUGGUCAGUGGUUUUUGACCUUAGAACAGCCAAAUUGCAAGUCCGACAUGUGGACCACUUGGCAAGGCUGUGCUCUAAGGAAAAUUGAAGAGAGCCCAGUGCUCUGACCCUGUAAAAUCCAGGGUGCCCAGCAAAUGAUUUGUAUGAAAAAUCUGAGAUUUUCUAGUCACCCAACAGCAAAAGUUAGGCACCAGGGGCCACCGGGCUAUGCUUGGCAACAUUGCUUCAAACUUUUUAGUUUUUCUUAUUCACAGGCGAAAUCAACAUAAUUUAUUGUUUGUUGGCCAGUUCUUGGAUUGUGUGGUGCAUGGCCUCUUUGAUUUAUCAGUAUUCCAUUUCUUUUAUUUAGUGUGUUGGCUGGGUUGAUGAUGCCAAACUUAACCAGCUGAGAAGAGAUGGUGUGAAAUACUCCACCAUCCGCCUGAGAGAUAAUGAUAUCUACUUCAUCCCGCGUAACAUUAUUCAUCAGUUCAGAACAGUGACGGCCUGUACUAGCAUAGCGUGGCAUCUGAGAUACAAGAAUUAUUACCCAGAGGUGAAGCAACCAGAAAACUCAACUGAGCAUCAAGGGACAGUCAUGUAAGUGACUGACAUUCUAUGUUACUCUAGAUGAAAGAUAUAUAAUUAUCAUUUUCAAACUAUUUAAUUUAUAAUGGAUAAUAGUAAUGGAUAGGUGUAGCUCAAUGUAAGGUGACCUCCACUUGAAUGGUGAAAUUGAAAUAUUGACUCACACAGUCGAGGCACUUACCAUUUAUGUGGGUAAAUCAGAUAUUCCACGUGAAAAAUGCGUGUAAGUGAUUCCUGGCAUUCCAUUUGAAAAGCUUUGAAGAAAACACCCUACCCUUCUUGUUCAAAAAAGGUAAUCGAUGCAAUGAGUCUUAGACAGUGAACAAAACAAAUAUAAGAUUGCUGCUGAGCUCACCCAGCAUGGCCAAUGUCUCCAACCUUGUAUGGAAAAAACAUCUCUUGUCACCCAGUCACGGUUGAGUUGUUUUCCAUACAAAGCAGUCAUAAAAUAUUUCCCUAAGCAUUAUGGGGCGCAAAUUA